AAGUAAGUACCUAUGCCGAUAACAUGUCGAUGUACGCGAUCAGGUCCAAGUUCAGCAGGCUCAGGAUAAUGACGCAAAACCAAACAACCGAGCACUUCACAGCAUUCUUGUUGUUUUCCGUGUUGGUACAAAAAGGCUGAGGCUUUGACCACUAUAUUGCCAUCGGUACUGAUGUAAAAAAGUAUGACGUCGCAAAUAAGUACUAGCAACCUGACGUAUGAGUCCCUGGGUGCGCAAUUGGUCCGCGAUGCCGCGGCUGCGAACCUGGCCGACCCAAUUUUGCGGCACCCGGACACGGGGGCCACGGUGUUCAUCGGCAGCGAGCGCGCGGCCAAAAGCGAGCCGCUGCUGAAAGCAAAGAAAAUCUCGCGGAUCGUCAAUUGCCAGGGCAGCCGGGGCCGCAACUUUUUCGAGCACGAUCCGUUUUUCCAGUAUUACCGGUUUGACGUUUCGGCCUUUCACGACGUGGACGAUAUCGUCGAGGAGAGGGCAGUGUGGAAUGUACAUGUGUCUCGGUCUGGAAGUAGAUUGUUUUGAUGCGAGGUUUCUUUGUCAUGCAGGUUCUCCAUGGUGCCCCUCCCCGUCCCCCUUGAGGCCUCGAAUGCAGGAGGCAGGAGAAGUGUCACAGACUUUACGAGGUCUUUACAAUGCCAAUUGAAUUUUUGAAUAGGCCCGAUUCCGCAUGAGUAGAAACUUCGACGUCCUAGCAAGUUGCCCGAACAAGAAGUGAGCAGCUUUAGUUGGCAAUGAUGCAACGAACGCAGUUUUCUGCUUGAUGUCGCGCAGUACGCAUCACAAGUCCCGACCUAGACAAUUUUGCAGUGGAUAAGCAGGGGACAAGGCUUUUCAGUUCUUCCAGCCCGUGUUCCGGUUCAUCGACCAGGAACUCGUAUCCUACAGAAAAGUACAACAUGAUCCAUACGCGAAAAAAAAUAAAUUUGUGUUCUUACGGUCCGUUUCAGUGUCCUACUGGGUUGCGCUCAUCUGCUGCUUUCAACCUGCUUUGUUACGCCUAGGCACUUAUGGCUAAACCGCAUUUUUGCGCAUGACAGAAAAUUGCCUGUCUCAUCAUGGUCCUCUCCGCACCACUCAGCCUUCAGUGAGAAAACAGACUGUUUUUUUUUUCUUCUAUGGGUGUAGUAAGUACCCCUCUGUAGGAUCGAUAAAUCGCCGCUGGAAACUCGGUUUUGAUCCACUGCCUCGCCGGGGCGCACCGUGCGGGCUGCACUGGGGUGGCGUACUGCAUCUGGAACUGCGUGCAAAAAUUGGCUCUUGCCGGGGAACAUGAUGAACAUGUUGCAGCAGGUGGUCGUGGUGGAAUAGAAACUACUACCCAGCGAAAAAUCUUUCCAAUGGUGGACCACGAUACUGGUACGACCAAGGCGAUUGAGCUUUCCGUCCGCACGGCAGGGGCCUUUACGGUGGAAAAACAAAAAGAGCAAACCGAAAGAACACCAGGAAGAAGUGUAGUUGUCGAACUGCACCAAGAUGAAAUAGAAAUAAACCCAGCACAGAAUAUUUUCAAACCGGAACUGUCGGAAAAGGUCUUGCACUACGUACAGGCCUUAUCACAGUGCACAAGAACUCCCGCUCGUUCUCAUUUCUCGUGCAAAAUCCCAAAUCCAUAUCUUAUCCAGUUGCUUCCUUGUGUCACUAUUAUAUGCAUGACAAUAAAUUUCGGAAGCCCAAACAGUACUACAUCAGGUACAUGAAUUUGUCAUGCAUAGGAUCCAUGUGCGCUGGUGUUUGUAUUGCUGUGCAUGCAACACAAAUGACGUGGAGGGGGAGUUCUUGUGCACUUUUAUAGGCCUGCCGCCCAGUAGUGGAUCCGAUCGGACGCAUGAGAGAGCUGCUGCACGCGCUGGAACGUGGCAUUGCAAGCCAUGUCGCGAGGGAAAGAGGAUAACGAUAAACUUCAUUUUACACAGAAGACUGCUGCUCAAAAUAUUCUAUUCAGGCGAGUUGAUUUCAAUUUCUCAGUGACGAAUGGGUGCAGAAUAGUACAUCAUUUUUGGAGCAGAACUGCAGUGCUGGAAGGGCAAAACGUCUUCCUGGGACGCAUCGCAAAAACCAAUUGUCUUUCUGACAUUUGUACUUACUAAAAGAACAAUGAAGACUGACGUCGGAAAAAGAAAGAGAAGUACU
Molecule: messenger RNA, 2145 nt
Organism: Amoebophrya sp. A120
Lineage: Eukaryota; Dinophyceae; Syndiniales; Amoebophryaceae
Source: the annotation of a GenBank genome assembly